This is a messenger RNA of Coregonus clupeaformis (lake whitefish), 1325 nucleotides long. RefSeq names its product ninjurin-1-like. The transcript is spliced from 4 exons. Gene Ontology annotation, cellular component: membrane. Gene Ontology annotation, biological process: tissue regeneration; cell adhesion. The record is from RefSeq and is a predicted model, not a curated record. NCBI's taxonomy places the organism in Eukaryota, Metazoa, Chordata, Actinopteri, Salmoniformes, Salmonidae. Bases 110 to 553 code for a protein of 147 amino acids.
ACAGCGACCGACCCGGCGAGCACUGGCAGAGACACAACGACACAGACUCCCACAACACAUUUAGGAAUUUAACCCGCUUUAGUUUAAAUUCAAUAGUUAAGAGGCAAAUAUGGCGACUGAAAACAUGGCAAUGAACGGAGAGGCCGACCGAGAGAACGGAGGAGAGGUUCCACACCCUAGUCGCUGGAGACAGAGGGAGACGGGGGGUGCUCUGAACAUGAACCACUACGCCAAUAAGAAGAGUGCAGCAGAAAGCAUGCUGGAUGUGGCAUUACUCAUGGCCAAUGCGUCCCAGCUGAAGGCUGUCCUGGAGCAGGGCCCAGGGUUCACCUUCUACACCCCUCUCAUCACCCUCAUCUCCAUCUCCCUUAUCCUGCAGGUCACUGUGGGCAUCCUGCUCAUCUUCAUCGUAAAGUGGAACCUGAACGAUGAGAGCAUGCACUUCAAGCUGAACAUUAUGGAGAAUGUCGCCACAGCACUCGUCUUCAUCAUUGUUGUAGUCAAUGUCUUCAUCACAGCAUUUGGCGUCCAGAAGCCCAAUCUAAACUCCUAACUGCCCUCACUCCUUACCCAUGGUCAUCAGCUAGUACACAGGCCAGAGACGUUCAGAGAUCCAGUCUUCCAUAGGCCUCAAGCCAUCAGGUUCUCUGUUACGUCAAAGACAAUGGAUAGAUCAACUGUAUAGGACUCACACUGGCCUUUCAUAUCCACGGCCAGUCAACAUUUCAGAGGCCAUUACAAACUCAGAGUUCACCAUCUUUGGCUUUGGCUUUCUAUGUUCAUUUCUCAGGAUCUCAUUCUCAGUUGCAUUAUCAAGCUUAGAGUUUGUCGACUCUGUCUUCCCCUGGUCAUUUACCCUACUUCAUGUUGUUACGUCACACACUUCAUCAGUUGCUAUUACUAAUUGUUCAAAUGACCAAUGGCGUUAAUUUAUUGCCUUUUCAAAUAUGAUCUACAGGGUUAUUUUAUACAUAUCUCAGAGCUGCUGUCGUGGUGACUGUACUUGAGUUGUACAGACCCAGCUGCGUGUGUGUGUGUGUGUGUGUGUGUGUGUGUGUGUGUGUGUGUGUGUGUGCGCACACUCAAGUCUCUUUGGUCUGCUUUCAGCUCUGUACAAAAACACUUAUUUUAUAUUUUUACCUCCCAAGCUAAAGCCCAAAGCACAGCUGUCUUAACUGCUAUCGUUAAUGGAGUAGAGGUUCGCAGAUGUUUUUGGACUUCAGCUUAUUUGGGUGUGUGUUGUAAAUGCAGUGGUGAAAAGUACUUAAGUAAAAUUACUUUAAAGUACUACUUAACCUCUUAAGGAUCUGACCCUUUUUUUUUCA